UUUUAGACAAGUUUUUUGUUUUUUCUUCUUUGUGGGGUUGUAAAAAGAGGAUUUUUAAGCUGACCCAUACAGUUUUCUUGAUUUCUCUGUUGAUAAAUACUAUGUUUUUUUUUGUGUGUUUUUCUUCUUUAUGGGGUUGAAAGAAAGAGGAUUUUUAAGCUGACCCAGAUAAGCUACUUGUUAUCUCUGUUGAUAAAUAUGGGUUUUUGUGCUUAUAGAAAAAGUUUUAAACUUUUAAAAUGGUGGGGUUUUCUCAGACCCUUUUCUGUAAUGUUGAUUGUAGUUGUAAUGGUGUGUGUUUUACUAAUGGUACAAACAAAAAUGAAGAAUUUCAUACAUAAAAAUGGAGUCUUUGUUCAGUUUGAUGUUAAAGAGAAAGUGGGAAUGCAGAAUCUUGAACCAAUGAAGGUGAAAACUAGGUCUAACAAAAGUGAAAUUUUGUCAACUAGUGUUAGUCCUUAUCAUGAUUGGGAGUUAUUUGCUGCUGAUUAUGAAGAAAUGAUGAAAACCCUUAAGAUAUUUGUGUAUCCUGAUGCUUUUAUGAGUAACAAGUUUUCGACUUUUUCUAGUAUUUUUAUUCCACAUACAAACCCCUUUGAUCCCAAAUUAGGAAAUUACUUUAGUGAACACAUGUUCAAGAUUGCUCUUUUGGGUAGUUCAUUUGUUACUAAGAAACCAGAAGAGGCUCAUUUUUACUUUAUGCCCUUUUCGGUUAACAUUAUGCGAAAUCACCCUCGUGUGCAUUCUGCCUCCGCGAUUGAAGAUUUUGUUGCUGGAUAUACUGAUAGAGUUAGUUCACAGUUUAGUUUUUGGAAUGCUUCUGGUGGUGCUGAUCAUUUUUAUGUGUACUGUCAUUCUAUUGGUCGAGAUGCUGCCUAUAAGCAUCAAAAAUUGCAUCAUAACUCAAUACAGGUUACUUGUUCAUCCAGCUACUUUCAGAGGCUAUACAUUGCCCACAAAGACAUCGGGUUGCCUCAAGUUUGGCCUCGCCAACACGAGGAAGUGUUGAACCCUCCAGAUGCGAGACACAAACUUGUCUUCUUUGCUGGUCGCGUCCAAAACUCUCUUGCAAGACGAGAUUUAUUGGAGCUAUGGAAGAACGAUAGUUCCUUUGAUAUAUUCUCAGGGAGUUCAUCUUUCCCUUACAAGGAAGGAUUUCGGAGAAGUAGAUACUGCCUCCACGUCAAAGGUUACGAGGUGAAUACAGCUAGAGUCAGUGAUGCUAUUCUGUAUGGCUGUGUCCCUGUACUUAUUUCAAACUACUAUGAUCUUCCAUUAGCCAACAUAUUAGAUUGGAGCAAGUUCUCAAUUAUUGUUAAUGAAAGAGAUGUUCCACACCUAAAGAAGAUAUUGCUCUCGGUGCCUAAACAAACGUACCUCAACAUGUACAAGAAUCUAGGCAUCGUGAGAAGGCACUUCGCGUGGUAUAGUAGCCCGAAAAAAUAUGAUUCUUUCCAUAUGAUAGUUUACCAACUUUGGCUCAAAAGGGGACUACAUCGAGUUGAUUGGUGAUAUCUACCAUGUGAAGCCAGCAUCUGACUUCACCUUAGAUGACAUCUAACCAAUGUGCGUGUUUUAUCAUCUUAUGAUUAAGCUAUGUGAUUUUGCUAGAUGUCAUCUAAGGUGAGUUCAAAUGUUGCAACAUGGUCAGUAAGGAUUCAUAUUAUCGAUUUAACUUACUAGAGAUC
Molecule: messenger RNA, 1688 nt
Organism: Solanum stenotomum
Lineage: Eukaryota; Viridiplantae; Streptophyta; Magnoliopsida; Solanales; Solanaceae
Product: probable glycosyltransferase At3g07620
Exons: 2
Coding region: 199-1512 (437 amino acids)
Molecular function (GO): glycosyltransferase activity
Source: RefSeq, a predicted model, not a curated record